AUGACGUAUUCCGAAUUCAAUGAUAUUUAUCCACAUUCCAACCAAGAACUGUCUGAAAGUUACAUCGGUAUUCGGUACCGGGGUAUAUUGAAAAAGGCUGAGUCGGGUCCACGCGCUCACAUUCAUGAGGAAAACCCAGCAUCAUUGCUUAGAUCGCUCCGACCUUGUAUUCUCAUGUUCGACUACUGUCGAAUUAGAAACCUUCAUAGAAAAACUACUCAGCUAUACUCAAGACGAAAUUUCUCAAACUAUUCAACUCUUUAUAGACGUGUAUAUGUGCUAGGUGAAGGACUUGGUCAAUGGAGAGGUACAACUUUUUCGAAUAAUGGAAUGACUACCGAGCUUCGAGCUCAAUCAGAAGGUCAAGAUUCCACCUCAAAAAAGGACGGUUCUUCAACCUUCUCAGCCUCUUGGAUUUGUGUUGAUAGAGGGUUUCUAAAUUUGAGGCAUCAAUGGUCAGGCGGGUCUCGAGAGGAACAUCGUCAGGGAACUGUAGGGCUUACGUUCAAGGAAACGGAUGGCGAUUCCGAUGGCUUUGAGCCACUAGUCUCUUCAUUACCUAAUACGAGUCAAGUGCAAAGCUUACUAAACUUAUCAGCAAGCGAAGGGAAGAGGCAAGAGCUUACCUUAUUGGUUCCGGCGAAACCUACGCCACCCGGCCCUGAAGAUUGUUGCAUGUCAGGCUGUGCCCAUUGCGUUCAUGAUAUAUAUAUGGAGGAGCUCCAGGCUUACAAAUGUGCUAUGCGAAAUGUCAAGCAAAAGGUUCAAGAACUUGGCUCGCCUUAUUCAUCUGCUACGAAACAAAAUGAAGAUCUCGAGGAUGACAUGGAUGAUGAUAUGGAUCCUGCUACCAAGGCGUUUAUGAAACUUGAACGUAAACUGAAAGAUAAAUCUGCUAAGUCAACGAACACCAUUUAG
Melampsora larici-populina 98AG31 is the source of this 918-nucleotide messenger RNA. RefSeq lists its product as uncharacterized. Gene Ontology annotation, cellular component: mitochondrion. Lineage: Eukaryota; Fungi; Basidiomycota; Pucciniomycetes; Pucciniales; Melampsoraceae. The transcript has 3 exons. Bases 1 to 918 code for a protein of 305 amino acids. The record is from RefSeq and is a predicted model, not a curated record.